CGAAGGGCCAAUUUCUGACAUUAUGGCGGGCGCCGCAGCUUGCUUGGCCGAGACGCGGGUGGGGCAAGUAGUAAUGCCGGGGGAAGCGUUGAUCUUGCCCAGUCAGGGCGAAGCGGACGGCGAGCGGCUGCGUCUGAAUUCGAGUGGGCCGCAGAAGGGGCGGCUGGUUUGUGGGCCGGGGUUGAGACGCGGCGCCGACGGCCUGCUAGUUACCAAAUGCGGGUUGCUUCGCUACCGUGGCCAUUCCGCUCAGACCGGAAGUGUGAGCGGAAGUAGUUCCGGGGGAACCUAUUGGGUGGACUCACAACAGAAGCGGUAUGUCCCAGUGAAGGGAGAUCAUGUGAUCGGCAUAGUGACAGCCAAAGCUGGGGACAUAUUCAAACUGGAUGUUGGAGGCAGCGAACAUGCCUCUCUCUCUUACUUGGCAUUUGAAGGAGCCACCAAAAGGAACAGGCCAAAUGUGCAGGUGGGUGACCUUAUUUAUGGCCAGUUCAUCGUGGCCAAUAAAGAUAUGGAACCCGAGAUGGUCUGCAUAGACAGCAGCGGCCGGGCGAAUGGCAUGGGAAUCAUAGGACAGGAUGGCUUUUUAUUCAAGGUCUCACUAGGCCUGAUAAGAAAACUCUUGGCUCCAGAUUGUGAAAUCAUGUGGGAUUUGGGACAACUUUAUCCUUUUGAGUUAGUGUUAGGAAUGAAUGGAAGAAUCUGGGUAAAAGCCAAAACAAUUCAACAGACUUUAAUAAUAGCAAAUGUUCUGGAGGCUUGUGAGCACAUGACAGCCGAACAGAGGAAAUGUGUAAUUGCAAAAUUGUUAGAAAACUGAUGCCGAUGAGGAUGAUGACGCGUGAUAAAUUUCCAGAGAGAGAAAGAGAAAAUGCUGCACAUUUAAAUAUUUUAUAGGUAUAAGAUAAAUACAAACUAGAGCUGUUAAUUCUAUGUAUUUUGGGGGUUGUUGUUUCUUGUACUCUAUCCUGUUUAUUUUUCAAAUGGGAAGUUCUGUACUUAGUAGUGGACUUUUUGUAAAGAUUCCCAAACUACAAUGUUGUAAAUGUUUGUUGAAGAUUUAAAAAAAGGGGAUACUUGCUAUUUUUUAACUUGAUAUUCGUUUCAUUUAAUUUGCAAAUAUGUACAGACUUUUUCACGAGGAAUUUUUUAAUUCACUGAGAUGUAUGUUACAUGCAUCAUGGCCUAAGACUGAAUUGGAUUUUUAUUCUGAAAAGUAGAUGCUGAAAAAAUGAAAUAUAAAUAAAAAUUACCAGAGAAAUGUACUGCUGUUAAAAAAAGCAACAACCAGAAAAUUAAGUUUCUCUCAAAGAUUUAACCCUUUGGAUGCAGCUUUUAAAAAUGAUUGCAAAAUUAAUGUUUGGCUUUGGCAUUGAAUUAGACUUCUCAGUUACACAUUUAUUUAGCUUUCUCUUCAACAUAAAAAUGUAAUCAAACAUUGCAGUGAAAACUUGAUCCCCCUGUUUAUGUGAAUGGCCAAACAAAGAUCACAACAUUUUAACUCAAAUGGGAUAAAUACCAAUGGCAGCAAUUUUAAAGAAAACAGAACUUUAGUUUGAUUUAUUAUGGAAUGAUCACUGUGGUAUUGAUUUCUUGCUACUUUGUAUCCCUGUGAUAUUGAUUCCUUUCUAUUUUGUUUGUCUGGUGUUGGUUCUUUACUAUUUUGUAUUGAUUCUGAAAGUAAUUGUGGAAUUGUUUUUCUUGCUUUUUUUAAAGUUAAACAUACAUGGCAGGUUAGAAGAAUGGCUAGCCUUGAAGGAUUCAUCAGACAGCAGCUUAGAAAUGCUCCUAUUCAAGGAGCAUUAAAAUCUGGUGUUUUUAUGCUGUCUACGUGCAGGAGAGCUUUGAUGGCAGAGGAGCCGUGCUCUUUCCCAAGAUUGUGGAUUGGACAUUGAUCCUGGGUUUGGAUCAUUGCGGCUGAAUUUUUUUUCUAAAGUGGAAUCCAUCUGCAUUUUGUCAGCCAUAGAGAAGAUCUGGGCUAUCUCUGGCCUCUUGCCUAGCUUAAACCAGUGCCUUUUGUCUUGUGAAAUGCACAAGGUCUUUCAGAAAUCUG
Thamnophis elegans (Western terrestrial garter snake) is the source of this 2053-nucleotide messenger RNA. It is a transcript of the gene EXOSC3, whose product is annotated as exosome component 3. Gene Ontology annotation, biological process: poly(A)-dependent snoRNA 3'-end processing; TRAMP-dependent tRNA surveillance pathway; exonucleolytic trimming to generate mature 3'-end of 5.8S rRNA from tricistronic rRNA transcript (SSU-rRNA, 5.8S rRNA, LSU-rRNA). The coding region runs from base 23 to 820 and encodes 265 amino acids. Gene Ontology annotation, molecular function: RNA binding. Gene Ontology annotation, cellular component: cytoplasmic exosome (RNase complex); nuclear exosome (RNase complex). The transcript has 4 exons. Lineage: Eukaryota; Metazoa; Chordata; Lepidosauria; Squamata; Natricidae. The record is from RefSeq and is a predicted model, not a curated record.